UUGAGUUUGUGACAAAAACUCAAUUUCUUUGUAAUAAAUAAACGAUCCAAGUUAAAAAAAAUUUUACUCCAAAACAUAAAGGCCAAAGGGCUGGAAUAAGGAUCUAAACUCAACCAUCUCGUUUGAAAUCAGACUUUCAAGAUUUAGACUAUUUUUAAUAUCUACGUAAAUUUUUUGAUUCAAUAUUGAAUUUAUCGUUGGCGCUCUGAAUGAUACUUGGGGUUCGCUUUCUCUACAAUCUCUGAUUAAAAAUUCAUGAAUCUAAUUCCUAUCUCAAUAAUUCCAAACUUAUUCAAGCCUGGUAGGUUUUCUUCGACAAUUCGUUGUAUGACAAAUAUAACCAAUAAUAUUUUCAAUAUGUUCUGUAAAUCUGUAAAUAAUAGUUCUGAAUAAAAUGUAAAUAUUUGAGUAUAUGGAAACUAAAACGUAAUAAUAAGAAAAGAAUGCAGUUUAACCAAUAAACACGGUAGAAAGCUUGUGGUCGAAACCAUGGAAGGUUUCUCCACACUGUCUGCAGUCUACUACAAUCCUUACUCAGGAUCAAAACGUUCACUUCUCCUGGGUUUAAUUAUGCUCUGCUCAGGGUUCUAAAAUCCACUGAUUAUGGUCUGAGUAUCCGGUAUGCCUUGAUCCAAGAUGACCGGAUUGUUUCCCUAAUAAGCCUGGAACUAUGCUUAAAGUAGCAAAUGGACUACCGACCAAUCUUGCCUGGUCCUCUCAACCAACUUCCCCACAUAAGAUAACUCUGGAUAUAUCUGUUCUGACCCGGCCGCCCUCGCAGGCUCUCAGCAUUAUUGCUCUCUCAGACCUCGCUGUUCAGGUCAACAGGGGAAAAUCGUCUUCCAUUGAUAAAAGGUUGAAACUUCUGUACAAGAAGAAACGAAUCUCCUGGCAGAAGGAUGAGGGUUCGGACGGAUCCAAGGAUUCUCUCUCCAGGUCUCAUGAUUCUCUACUCAGGAGGAAUAAUAAGAGUGCUAGGGGAGUAGGAGCUGAUCAGCUGUUCCUGUUCUCAUCACAACCUAAGAUAGUAUCAACAACAGGCCCCAUCAGUCCUGGAAACAGGAAGCAGUACAAUCUUCCAGAGAGUGACAGUGAUUCUGAUAUAAUACCAGCGGACUGGUAUUCGGAGUCCCCGGAGAGACUCGUCCCAAUCCUGCUGAACAGGAACCAGGAGAAACCAGGAAACCAGCAAAACUCAACCACAACAAAACUAAAGACCAAUGUUAAAGCUAAAGUUAAAGUUGAGAGAAGGGUUAAAGUUAACAAAAAUCUUAAAGAUAAAAGAAAGAAAGAAAGUUUGGGCGAAGAAAAGGUAGCUUCUGAAGAAAACGAUCUGAAGGUUGAGAGGGCCCAUAGAUCUGGUAUUCUAUUCUCCGACUACAUAUCGGAGCUAGUCGUCCAGGACUCGUCCGCAGCAUAUCCUACAAUAGUGUUUCCAGAAGUACUUGACGAUAUCUACGAUUUUGAGAUUGAGAAAAGGGUGAUGCAAAACCAAUCUAAAGGGUGAUGCAAAACCAAUCUAAAGGGUGAUGCAAAACCAAUUUAAAGGGUGAUGUAAUAUCAAUCGAAAGGAUGAUGCAAUAUCAAUUUAACGACUAUUCUUUAUCAAUCCAAAGGGUGAUUCUACAUAUAUUUAUUUAAAGGUUAAAUUUAUAUCUCUAAAGGGUUAUUUUAUAUAUCUAAAGGGUGAUUCUAUGUCAGUCUAAUGGGGGAUUCUAUAUGAAUUCAAAUGGUUUAAAAUAAUUUUGAAAGGGGGUUACAAUGUCAACCGGUUGAUUCAUAAGUUAUAACUUUAGUAUUGUGAACCUCGGAUUCAUUGAUCUCCAUCCUAUAGAGAUCUACGGAUUCAUUGAUCUCCAUCCUAUAGAGAUCUACGGAUUUACCUUAUUCCUAAUAGAUAUCCUAUAGUGGUCAUACCCUGCAAGGAUAACUCUUAUUUAGGGAUUAAACUGUAAUGUGAGAUCAAGGGUUCAAGAUUAACGUUACACAACAGGGUUUAUUUAGGGAUUAAACUGUAAUGUGAGAUCAAGGGUUCAAGAUUAAUAGUUCCCACUUCGGGGUUUAUUUAGGGAUUAUACUGUAAUGUGAGAUCGAGGGUUCAAGAUUAACGUUACACAACAGGGUUUAUUCAGAGUCAGAAUUUUAUGAAUUUGAGCCGAGUCUCAAAUCCCCCAAAAAUCAGUUUUAAUGGAGCGCCAGCUAAAAUCUUGAAA
Molecule: messenger RNA, 2213 nt
Organism: Eurytemora carolleeae
Lineage: Eukaryota; Metazoa; Arthropoda; Copepoda; Calanoida; Temoridae
Exons: 6
Coding region: 671-1507 (278 amino acids)
Source: RefSeq, a predicted model, not a curated record